AUGGGAAACAUUUGUCGGUAAAAUCCAAUUAAUGAUAAAAAUGAUUUAGAGGUUCCUAUAUCUUAACCUCCUCCAGUUUAAUAAAUGCAGCCUCCAAAACCUGAGGAAAUAAAGACUCAAGCACCAGAAAAAUAGGAAGAACCAGUUGAAUAAAUAGAUUAAGCAAAAUUAGAGAACGAAGUAAUAAUAUGAUUUUAUAUGAAAUAGCCAAAAAGAAAAGAAUAAAAGAAGAUGGGAAAGAUAGCUGCAGUAAUAGAUCAAGAAGUCAUUUAUGAGAAUGUUCAAAAGUAAGAGAAAGUGAAAAGUCCAUUAGAUUAUUAAUUACUUUUGAAUGCAUUUGGAAAUAGUUUUAUUUUUGGAUAAUUAUAACCAGAAGACAAGUAUAAAAAAUAUUAUUAACAAGUUAAGAGUAAAAGUGAUUGAUAAAAUGUUUUUUUGCACAGUUCAUGAUGGUGAAAUGGUUUUUAAGCAAGGAGAUAAGGCAAGUUCAUACUUUUUAAUAGAACGUGGAUAAUGUUAGAUAAUAAUUAAUAAUGAAGUGAAGAAAACAUUGAAAAGUGGUGAAGCAUUUGGAGAAUUAGCUUUAUUAUAUAAUGCACCAAGAUCAGCAUCAGUUAAAGCAAUAGGAGGUAUUAUAAAAUUAAUUUUAGAUUGUGCAUUUUGGGCAAUUGAUAGAAAUACUGUAAGAAAAGCUAUCGAAUCAAUUUCACAAAAAGAUUACGAUUAAAAUAAGGAAUUCAUAAACAAAGUGUAGUUUUUCGGUAAAAAAAUUUAAUUAAUAAAUAAGAAUCAUUAACUGAAGAUUAGAAGGCAGCGAUUCCAUCAGCAUUAAUAAACUUGAAUUUUAAAGCUGGAGAGAUAAUAGUGAAUGAAGGAGAUUAGGCUGAUUCAUUUUUUAUAAUAAAAAAGGGAGAAAUUUAAAUAUCUAGAGGAGGGAAAGAAAUAAGAAUUAUGAAAGCAGGAGAUUCUUUAGGAGAAUAAGCUUUAUCAUAAAAUUCUGUAAGAGGUGCAACAGCAAAAGCAAUAUAAGAAGAUGUGAUAGUUUUAGCAUUAGCAAGAGAUGAUUUAACAAGAAUAUUAGGAGAUAAGAUACAGUCUAUUAUGUAUAGUAAUCUUUAGAGAUGGGCAUUUGAAAGACAUGUAGUUCUUAAUAAAUUGACUAAAUUAUAAGUUGAAAGGAUUGUGAGUAAUAUGUCACAUUCUUAAAAGAAGAGUGAAGAAAUUAUAGUAGAGAAAGGAUUACCAUGUAGAGAAAUCAUUAUUGUACUGUAAGGAUCAAUUAAAUAUGGUAAAGAAGUUUUAGAGAAAGGAUAAAUGUUUGGAGAUAAAUUCUUGGAUUAAGGAGAAAAUGUAAAGUUAGGAGAAGCUGUAAUAAUGAAAGAUGAAGGAAUUAUUGCAACUAUUACUUUUAAAUAAUUCUUUGAAAUUAUUGGAGGAUCUUUAGAAUAAAUAUUUGCAAAGAAUGAAAAAGCACAUGAUAGAUUUAUAAAAAAGGAAGAAGGAUAAAAAUAAGAUGUUUAUAAACAUUUUUAAUUGGAUUAAUUAAUUUAUGUUAAAAAAUUAGGUUAAGGAUAAUUUGGUAAUGUGUAUUUAGUACAUAACAAAUUAGAUAAAAAGACAUAUGCUUUAAAAUGUAUUUCUAAAGCUUAAAUUAUUGAAUAAAAUCUAGAAAAACAUUUAGCUUAAGAAAAAAUAGCAUUGGAAACUGUUAAUUUUCCAUUGAUUAUGCAUUUUGCAAGAAGUUUUAAAGAUUUUUCUUAUAUUUAUUUCUUAGAAGAAUAUAUUAGAGGAAUGGAAUUAUUUGAUGUAAUAAGAGAUAUAGGUUUGCUUAAUACUUAUGAUUCAUAAUUUUAUAUUGGAUCAUUAAUUUUAUGUAUGGAAUAUUUACACUUAAAUAAUAUCAUUUAUAGAGAUAUUAAACCAGAAAAUAUAAUGAUUGAUGAAAAAGUAUUAUACAAAAAAUAAAUAUAUUAGGGAUAUAUGAAAUUAAUUGAUUUAGGAACAGCUAAGAAUUUAAAAAGUAAAAAUGGUAGAACAUAUACAAUUAUCGGAACACCACAUUACAUGGCUCCUGAAAUUUUAACUGGUAAAGGAUAUACAUACUCAGUUGAUCUAUGGUCUAUAGGAAUAUGUUUAUUUGAGUUUAUGUGUGGAAAUGUACCAUAUGCUGAAGAUGCAGAUGAUCCGUAUUUUUAUUUUAUCAAUCAUUUUAUUAGAUAUGAAAUAUAUGAAGAAAUCUAAAAGAAAUAGUUAACAUUCCCAUCAGUAUUGAAAGAUAGAAAAGCAAAAAAAUUAAUUGAACAAUUACUUAGCAAAACUCCAGAACUCAGACUUGGAUCAUCUUAUGCCAGUUUAAAAAACAAUCCAUUUUUCGAAAGAUUUGAUUAUGUUAAAUUUAAAUUAUUAUAUUAGGACCUUUUAAUUAACAGAGAAUUGAAACCACCUUAUAUGCCACCUAAAAACAAAUUACAUAGUGAUAAAGAUAUUUAAAAAGCUAUUCAGGUUGGCAAAUUGAUCACCGAAGAAAUUAAAGUAUAUUUUAAUUUAUAUAAUAGAAUGAUCUUGCAACUAAUUAGAAUGUUUACAAACCUGAUAAGGCUCGUGAUCCUAAUUGGGAUAAGGAAUAUUGA
Molecule: messenger RNA, 2630 nt
Organism: Paramecium sonneborni
Lineage: Eukaryota; Ciliophora; Oligohymenophorea; Peniculida; Parameciidae
Source: the annotation of a GenBank genome assembly